UGUCAAAAGUUUGUUUAUAAAUGGCGUCACACGUUUUUUGUGAUUGUAAUUAAUUAAUUGGAUUUGUGUUGUAUUAAAUUUUUGUUUGAGUGAAAUUGGACAAAUUCUAGUGCGGUUCAAAUUUCAGUAUUGAUUUUUCCGGAUUUGGGUUGCUGAAAGCUGAAGUGCUGAAAAAGGGCGGAACAGAACCGGAAUGAGAUAUAAUCAGAUAAAAUGCCGAGUUCUCCUGAAACCACACAAAAUCCGCUCGAUAAGGAUUUGACAACGAAGGAAGAACAACCGAUCACAACCCAAAACACCAUCGAGGAGCUCAAAACUAAACUAACUACUAUUGAAACAGACGAGUCUUCCAUCGACAUGAUUCCUGAGAAUCAAAGAGGGCCGACUCACCACCCCCCGCCGCCCCUGCUCAACGAGGAUGGGUUGAUAAUCCCCCGGAAGCCGCCGAAUCCGGUCAAGGACAACAGCGAACGGCAGAAUCUCCACAAAGAGUUGUUAUUUAACCAGAAAAUUGGGAAAAACGUACUCAACCAAAAAUCCGAAUUGCAGAAGGCCCUGGAGAAACAAAAGGAGAAUCUGGCGAAAAAACAAAUGGAACAUCACCUAGCCGACAAAACCCCCGAGUUGGAGAAAGUGAUAGCUGAUAGGGCGAAACGGUUGCAGGGGAACACCAAUGAGGAGAAGAACGAGGACGAUAAAGUGAUCAACAAGGAGUUUCUCCAGGCUCGAAUGAAGCUAAAGAAUCGCAGCGAUUCCAAAUAGACUUGACGCAUUUCAAAUCUUACGUUUAUUUAACUGUUUUCUUAUUUUAUGUGAUAAGUAUUAGGUGUACUCAUUAGGACUUGUGUAAUAUGUAUCAUACUAUGCAAUAAAAUUAUUUUUUCUAA
Messenger RNA from Tribolium madens (black flour beetle), 887 nucleotides. Its product is annotated as protein FAM107B. The transcript has 5 exons. NCBI's taxonomy places the organism in Eukaryota, Metazoa, Arthropoda, Insecta, Coleoptera, Tenebrionidae. The coding region runs from base 214 to 762 and encodes 182 amino acids. The record is from RefSeq and is a predicted model, not a curated record.